Molecule: messenger RNA, 2699 nt
Organism: Daucus carota subsp. sativus
Lineage: Eukaryota; Viridiplantae; Streptophyta; Magnoliopsida; Apiales; Apiaceae
Product: G-type lectin S-receptor-like serine/threonine-protein kinase RLK1
Exons: 1
Coding region: 153-2564 (803 amino acids)
Biological process (GO): protein phosphorylation
Molecular function (GO): ATP binding; protein serine/threonine kinase activity
Source: RefSeq, a predicted model, not a curated record
UUUAGCCCAAUUUGAGGCUGAGAUCAUUAUACAGCUCAUGGGUUGACGCGUGAUUGACUUGAGAAAAAUUAGUUUAUUAUGUCUUGCAUUUUACAAGCAUAUAGUAUACAACAGACCUGACCACACAUUGCUACUUCUAAACUAUCUCAACAAUGGCUCAUUCCUUCUUACAUAAACUCUGCAUGAUUUUAUUUAUCUUAAAGUAUUCUGCAUUUGCUCAAGACAGCGGCAUCAUAUCUGUAGGCUCGUCUCUCACAGCUGGAGACAACGCAAACUCAUGGCAUUCGCCUUCUGGUGAAUUUGCACUCGGGUUUAAGAAAGUUGGAGAAAAUGAUCAGUUUUUGCUGUCCAUUUGGUAUGACAAAAUUCCUGACAAGACCAUGGUCUGGUUUGUAAAUGAUGGAACUACUGUCCCUGCUGGAUCUAAAGUGCAGCUCACUGCUGAUCGCGGAUUAGUCCUCAGUGAUUCUCGAGCCAAAGACUUAUGGUCAUCCUCUUCAAUUUCUGGUACAGCAGCUAAUGCUGUUCUGAAUGAUACUGGGAAUUUUGUAAUUCUUGGUAGUGAUUCAACAAAGGUAUGGGAUAGUUUUAGCAAUCCAAGUGAUACCCUUUUGCCUACACAGACUUUGGACAAUGGUGGUGUGCUUUAUUCAAAACGAAGUGAGUCGAACUUUUCCCGAGGAAGGUUUCAGCUUCGAUUGCUUCAAGAUGGAAAUCUUGUCCUUAAUUUAAGAGAUAUACCUUCAAAUAAUGCAUAUGAUGCCUACUAUACCAGUGGGACUUAUGAUCGUUCCAACGCCAGCAAUUCCGGAGUCCAGGUGAGGUUUAAUCAGACAGGGAACAUGUAUAUUGUGCGGAGAAAUGGUGGAAUAUUUAAUCUCAAUACGGAAGCAGCUCAGAGUUCAGGGUCCUAUUAUAGAGCUACUCUAGAAUUUGAUGGAGUUUUUGUUCUAUAUUCUCACCCUAAAGUAUUUACUGGAAGCCCUAACUGGACUGCUGUCUGGUCUCAGCCAGAAAACAUUUGUUUUAACCUUCAAACAGAAAAAGGCAGCGGAGCUUGUGGAUUCAACAGUAUUUGCAGCAGAGUUGACGAUUCUGGAAGGCCAACCUGUGAAUGCCCAAAGAGCUAUUCCUUAAUUGAUCCAGCUGAUAAGUAUGGUAGCUGCAAGCCAAGUUUCUUGGAGAGCUGUGAAAAUGAAGGGCCAAGUUCGAAAGAAGAGUUAUAUGAUUUUUGGGAGCUUUCGGAUACUGAUUGGCCAACAUCUGAUUAUGAGCAGCUAACGCCUGCAACUCAACCAGAUUGUAGAAAGUAUUGCCUAAAUGAUUGCUUGUGUGCAGUUGCAAUUUUUAGAGAAAGUAGUUGUUGGAAAAAGAAACUACCGCUUUCAAAUGGGAGGAAGAGUAUAUCUAAACCAGAAGUUGCUGGAACGGCUUUCAUAAAAUAUAGGAAAGGUGAUCUUCCUCCUGCAGCUUGUCCUACUGAACGUAAGAAAGAUCAAGGUAUGUUAACCACUGCUGGUUCAGUUCUAUUAGGCAGUUCAGUAUUUUUAAAUGUUAUACUAGUUGCUGCUGUUUUCUUGGGAUACUUCUGCGUAUACAGCAAGAAGACUAAAGAGGUCCAAUCAGGUGACAAUAGUGUCAUAAGCAAUAUGCGCAGUUUCACAUAUAAAGAGCUUGAACUAGCCACAAAUGGAUUCAAGGAAGAGCUAGGAAGGGGUGCUUUUGCAAUAGUUUACAAAGGGGUAGUUCAGAUGUCAUCUUCAAAUAUACUAGUUGCAGUGAAAAAAUUAGAUAGGGUGGUCCAAGAAGGUGACAAGGAAUUCAAAACUGAAGUUAAUGUCAUUGCUCAAACUCAUCAAAAGAAUUUAGUGCGGCUGCUUGGAUAUUGUGAUGAAGGAGAAAAUCGUCUACUCAUUUAUGAGUAUAUGGUAAAUGGAACUUUAGCAAGCUUCAUUUUCGGAGAUGUGAAGCCUAGUUGGAGAGAAAGGAAAAUUAUAGGCUUGGGAAUCGCAAAGGGACUGGCAUAUCUCCAUGACGAAUGCAGCAAACAGAUAAUCCACUGUGACAUAAAGCCACAGAACAUUCUCUUGGACGAAUAUUACAAUGCUCGGAUUUCUGAUUUCGGGUUGGCAAAACUCUUGAUGAUGGACCAGAGUAGAACAAAUACUGGAAUCAGGGGAACAAAAGGGUAUGUUGCCCCUGAAUGGUUCAGAAACACCCCUAUCACUGUAAAAGUUGAUGUAUACAGUUUUGGUGUUCUACUGCUGGAGAUCAUAUGUUGUCGAAGAAGCGUUGAUGAUUCAGAAAAUGGAGAAGUAGCUAUUUUAACAGAUUGGGUUUGGGAUUGUUUCGAGGAAGGGAAACUGGAGAAGAUAGUAGAAAAUAAGGACGACAUGUUAGACGACUGGGAGAAGCUAGAGAGGUUUGUGAUGGUUGGGAUUUGGUGUAUUCAAGAGGAUCCAUCUUUGAGACCAAGCAUGAAGCAGGUUAUCCUGAUGCUAGAAGGAGUUAUUGAUGUUGCUAAGCCCCCAUGUCCUUCUCCAUUCUCUGUAGCUACUAGCUAAUUGUGUCAGCUACUUUCACUCUUCUAAUAUAUACUCGCGUCUGUCAAUUCCUUGUUCUGCAUUACAGUCUCGAACUUGUAAAUGUUGAAUGAUAGUAUACGAAUAAUUUGCAUUCAGAAAAUCUUUCCAUUGUAA